Callorhinchus milii (elephant shark) is the source of this 2415-nucleotide messenger RNA. It is a transcript of the gene sertad4, whose product is annotated as SERTA domain containing 4. The record is from RefSeq and is a predicted model, not a curated record. Gene Ontology annotation, cellular component: nucleus. NCBI's taxonomy places the organism in Eukaryota, Metazoa, Chordata, Chondrichthyes, Chimaeriformes, Callorhinchidae. The transcript has 4 exons. The coding region runs from base 246 to 1313 and encodes 355 amino acids.
GAUUUGCAAGAUUUUCUAUUCCCUCCGUCCUCCCUCCGCCUCUUCCCCCAAACCCUCGCAACUGAACAACUCCCUGUUUGAUCUGCAGAUGCCGAGAUCACUGUAACUCUCACAGAGACAGAGGGAGAAGGGGAGGGCGGAAUAAGAGGAGUUUAUGAAAUGUUCUAACACCUUUUACACCUGAAAAACCUGUACAAUCCAACAAUCCAGGCACUGGGGCGAGGUCACAGUGCCGAGGUUGAGCAAUGACAUUGGUGAUUUCGAUGAGCAGACUAUGCGAUCUUCCCAUUGAAGAACCUUCGGAGAUCCCAGAGUACGUCCCCAUCUGGGAAGAGUCUUUCAGCAAAAGCCCCGCGCCUCCCACCCCGACUAAAUACGGAGACCUUACAGGUCAGUCAACAGCAGAAUCACCUUGUAAAGGAAUCUCAAAUUUUCUAACAACGUCCAAGAUCGCAUACUUCAAACGGAAAUAUGUGGAAGAUGAAGAUUUUCAUCCACCUCUUCACAGCUGCUGUCAAAGAGCGCGUGCCAUGGCUGUACCCGAGGAUCGCACCCAUAUCCUUCGUUUGUCACUGGAGAAACUGAGGUUCAUUGAGGACCCGGAAGUGUUCCUCCGCCGGUCGGUGCUGAUCAACAAUUUGUUGAAGCGGAUCCGAGGGGAAAUGCAGAAUGACUGGUGUCUGUCUGCGUGCUCGUUCGGGGAGAUGGCACCCACUGAUUGGUUUGGGUCGCAGGACUCUCCUUACAGGAAGCGACUGAGGAUUGCCAAGGAGUAUGACGGCAGCCUUCAUGAUUGUUGCUUUUACCAGGACUGCGAUGGCCAGUAUUCAUCCAUACCCUUCUCUGUCUACAGUGCAGAGGAGUCGCGGUCUUCACUGCCCAGUUGCUCUCACCAGGGCAUGGACUCUCCUGCGGUGUAUGGAGACCAUGGCCCUCACUCCAGGAUCGAUCUGGGAGUCAGUGCAGCAUCUGAUACCUAUGCCAGUACUGCAAGCGCCUGCGAUAAGGAAAUUGACCCUGAGGCCGAGGAGCAAAAGGAAGGCGAUGCAGAGAAGCACAUUUCCAUUGAGAGCGCCCUCCCACUUGUGUGCAGUGAGAAGCUGGCCAGUAGCAGCCAGGCCGGACUCCACAAGGGCGGGAUGAUUCAUUCCGAAACUCGGCUGAAUUCCAGCACGUUGAAACAACCUGUAGCCGAUCACAAACUUUGUUGUGUAAAGGAAGCGAAAUUGGAACCGGCUUGUUUUGUGAUGGCAGGGGGCAGUGGUUUACCCAGCAUAGCUAACUGCACAUGUCGUGUCAACAAUACCUUUUAACAUCCGCGUGCAGGCCCAUCGCAGAAAAGGCAGUUGAAUCUUUUAUCAUCUUGAUGCACUUUAUACUGUUCUUGAGACCAGAUCUUGAGGGGAAAAGAAUAAUCACAAAAGAAAAUUAAAAACAAAAAAAAACAGCACAAUGUGAGUUGGUUCAUUCCACUCUCCCAUUCCAGACAGGUUGAGAUUACCUAACAGACUAUGGUUUAUACUGAUAGUAACAAGGAUGUUAUCAAAGGUGCCUUAAAUUUGUUACAACAGUGUUAAAGUUUGCUGGACAAUGGGAGUCAUCUGCUGGGGUUAUACUGUACAUGGUUUUAUACUAUUUUCUUAUAUUCUGACUUGCAUUACAUUGUUGUGCGGUAGCAGAGAAUCUGAGAUCCAUUGUACUCUCGGCAACGAUUUUAAAUUUUUUUAAAAAAAAGACCGGAAUUCGCAUCUGGAAGAGAAGAUGUGAAUCAUUUUGAAAUUAUUCUGGGAUUAUGAUUCUCAGCAAAGUGACAAUGGAAUGAUCUGCCCCAUGAGCAAGCCCUGAAGUGCUCGAACAUUGCCAUAGCAACAGGCAGACUGUUGCAAAGAAUGGAUUUUGUACUGUAAGGUCCGUGAAUUGGUGGCUGGCUUCAUAUUGUACUCAAGUUUCCCUUUAACAUGGUACUGUGUUUAACUUUUCAACUCAAAAAGUAACGUUUUUCAGUUUAUUUCCCCGCUACCGACUGAGGGACACAAAAGAUUUUAGUUAGGAGUGACGUAGCCAUCAAUGAGGGCUGUACGAUGAUGUCUUGGUUGAAGAGACGUUCAUCUGUAACUGGAUAUUAGUUUGGGAGUGGUAUUGCUUCAUACAAGGUAUGGAAAGUGCUCUCCCCCCUUAAGAUCAAUGACAUUCUUCGAAGUGACUAUGUCCUUUGUAUUAAGGUAUUAGCUUUUCUGUUGUGAUUGUGGCCAACACGUUUAUGUUUCUAAUUGCAAAUUGUACAUGCUUUUUACAAACGGGAAAAAAAAAAGCAGCAGAUUAUAUGGGGUCCUUUUCCAUGUGGUAAAUUGGUACAUAUUAGUGUUUUACAGUAAAAUGUGGUUUCCAUGUAAAAUAUUUAUUAAAGCAGUAGAA